GUGAACAAUACGAUUCAUCAUUCAAUCAAAUUUCCAUUUGAAUCUUUUGUUAAUUUUGAUAUUCUUAUCGAAUCAUCGAUAUAAUUCUAUCUAUUAAAUAUUUAUUAACACUUUAAAAUGUUUUUAUUUUAAGAAAAUGCAACCAUUGAUAAAUUACAUUUUAUUUAUUACUGCUGAAAGUUGAUAUAUAAAUAUGAUCGCUGCUAUUUUCCAGUGUUUUACUCUUAGCAGCUUAAUCAUUACUAGCAAUGCUUUCUAUGUACCCGGAGUGGCUCCAGUGGAGUUUAGGAAAGGACAAAAAAUUGAAGUUAAAGCUGUUAAAAUGACUAGCAUUCAUACACAACUACCAUAUGAAUAUUAUUCUCUACCUUUAUGUUUGCCUAAAAAUGGCACAUUUGUGUACAAAUCUGAAAAUUUAGGUGAAGUACUGCGGGGUGACCGUAUAGUUAAUACUCCAUAUGAAGUACACAUGGCUGAAAAUAUCAAAUGUAGACUAUUGUGCCAUUAUAAGAAUAAUCCAAUCAAUUGGAGUGUGGAGGAAUCUGAGAAGGUUGCAAGUCGAAUAGAACAUGAGUACUUUGUUCAUUUAUUAGUGGACAAUCUUCCAGUUGCAACAAAAGUAAUCAAUAUUGACACAUCAGAAAGGACUAUAGAACAGGGGUACCGAUUGGGUUUUAUGACUAAAGGCAAAGCAUACAUAAACAAUCAUUUAAAACUAUUAUUGAAAUAUCAUAAACACAGCCAAGACUCAUAUAGAGUAGUUGGUUUUGAAGUGGAAACACUGUCACUUGACAAAGAUGAUUUGAGUUUUGUGGAUGAAUCUUGUCAAUUUCCAUCAGAUCCUAAACCCCAGUUGGUCAAUGAAGAAACUGGAACUAAACUUUACUUUACUUAUUCUGUGGAGUGGGGAGAGUCAGAAAUAGGAUGGGCGUCCAGAUGGGAUAUAUAUUUAGGAAUGAAAGAUGUGCAGAUACAUUGGUUCUCCAUUGUUAAUUCCAUUGUGGUGUUGUUCUUUUUAUCUGGUAUAUUGACAAUGAUCAUGGUGAGAACACUAAGACAAGAUAUAGCUCGUUACAACUCUGAUGAAAGUAUUGAUGACAUGAUUGAGGAAACUGGCUGGAAACUGGUUCAUGGUGAUGUUUUCCGUCCCCCUCCAAGAAGAAUGCUAUUCGCAGCUGUCAUUGGAAGUGGAAUUCAAGUUUUUCUAAUGGCUCUUAUAACUAUAUUUAUAGCAAUGCUGGGUAUGUUGUCUCCAGCUAGCCGAGGUGCAUUGAUGACUGCAGCUAUAUUCCUCUAUGUAUUUAUGGGUCUUAUUGCUGGCUACUACUCUGCACGCUUAUACAGUACAAUGAAAGGAAAACAGUGGAAACAGGCUGCAUUUCUUACGGCUACAAUAUAUCCAGCUAUAGUCUUUGGCACCUGUUUCUUUUUAAAUUUUUUCAUUAUGGGCAAACAUUCCAGUGGUGCAGUACCUUUUUCAACUAUGAUGGCUCUAUUGUGUUUAUGGUUUUGUAUAUCACUACCAUUAGUAUACUUGGGAUAUUAUUUUGGUUGCCGUAAACAGCCCUUCCAACAUCCUGUAAGGACUAAUUUUAUUCCGAGAAAAGUACCUGAUCAAGUUUGGUAUAUGAAUAUAUUCAUAUGCAUUUUAAUGGCUGGAAUUCUCCCAUUUGGAGCUGUAUUUAUUGAAUUGUUUUUCAUCUUUAAUGCAUUAUGGGAAAAUCAAUUUUACUAUCUCUUUGGUUUCUUGUUCCUGGUGUUUUGCAUUUUGGUAAUAUCUGUGUCACAGAUAUCAAUUGUCAUGGUCUACUUCCAACUUUGUGGCGAGGAUUAUCACUGGUGGUGGAAGAGUUUUAUUGUGUCUGGAGGAUCUGCUGUUUACAUUUUAAUAUAUUCUAUCUUUUAUUUCUUCACCAAACUUGAAAUAACUGAGUUUAUACCAACAUUGCUUUAUAUUGGAUAUACGGGACUCAUGGUGUUAACAUUUUGGCUGUUGACUGGCACCAUUGGCUUCUUUGCAGCGUAUACAUUUAUUAGAAAAAUAUAUGCUGCUGUGAAAAUUGACUAGAUUAAACUGAAGUACUAAGAUAUUGUGUACAUAGUGAAGUAUGUAUUGAGUAGUUUGAUCUGAUUGGCGAACAAAUGUUGACAAUAGUGAGUUAUUGCUGAGAAGUAUUUGAAUGUUAUAUAGGCAAGAUAUUGCAUUUUUAGUCAUUAAAUAAUAAAUUAGCAUAAAAUGAAAUUAUAAAUAAUUUUAUUUAUAAUAAUUUUUUGUGAUUGCUUGUAAGUAUAUUUUAAAAUCACAUUGUAAGUUAAUUUUUGUGUCCUAAGACUGGCUUGUUAUAUUUUGUAUAGCACUUUUGCCCUAGGUUUACUUAUAUUAUUAAUAUUUUCCAAUAAA
Achroia grisella is the source of this 2401-nucleotide messenger RNA. RefSeq names its product transmembrane 9 superfamily member 4 (gene TM9SF4). The transcript is spliced from 9 exons. Gene Ontology annotation, biological process: protein localization to membrane. Bases 194 to 2068 code for a protein of 624 amino acids. The record is from RefSeq and is a predicted model, not a curated record. Gene Ontology annotation, cellular component: membrane. NCBI's taxonomy places the organism in Eukaryota, Metazoa, Arthropoda, Insecta, Lepidoptera, Pyralidae.